Uloborus diversus is the source of this 1458-nucleotide messenger RNA. RefSeq names its product FERM domain-containing protein 3-like (gene Frmd5). Bases 1 to 1458 code for a protein of 485 amino acids. Gene Ontology annotation, molecular function: cytoskeletal protein binding. Gene Ontology annotation, cellular component: cytoskeleton. The transcript is spliced from 14 exons. The record is from RefSeq and is a predicted model, not a curated record. Lineage: Eukaryota; Metazoa; Arthropoda; Arachnida; Araneae; Uloboridae.
AUGUUUAAAUUUGGAAGCAAGAAAGACGUAAACACCGAUUAUAAAUGCACUAUUAGGUUACUUGAUGAUACAGAAGUUAUUCAAUGGGAUUUUCAGUGUGAACAUAAGGGCCAGUAUCUUUUGGAUUGUACCUGUAAUGCCUUAAAUUUAAUUGAAAAAGAUUACUUUGGACUUCGGUAUGUAGAUUCCCAUAAGCAAAGGCACUGGCUGGAUCCCACUAGGUCUAUUCUUAAACAAGUGAAAGGCAUGAACCCAAUCGUCUUUUGCUUCAGAGUGAAAUUUUAUCCACAAGACCCUCACCGUUUGCGGGAAGAAAUCACACGGUAUCAAAUUUUUCUUCAGUUAAGACGUGAUCUUCUUCAUGGCCGACUAUAUUGCUCUCAGAGUGAUGCAGCUUUACUUGCAGCCUACAUUAUUCAAUCUGAAUUGGGUGAUUAUGAUCCUGAUGAACAUCCGCCAAACUAUGUAUCAGAAUUCAAGCUGUUACUUAAGCAAACACAAAGGAUAGAAGAAAAAAUUGCAGAAAUUCAUCAAAAGCAGUUAAGGGGGAAAGUACCUGCCGAUGCUGAAAUUUGUUUCCUACGUAAAGCUUGCUUACUUGAUACAUAUGGAGUUGACCCUCAUCCUGUGAAGGAUCAUAAGGGGAAUCAAUUGUAUCUGGGCAUAAACUAUGCUGGUAUUCUGACAUUCCAAGGGAGUCGUAAAACGCAUCAUUUAAAAUGGCCCGAUAUACAGAAAAUAAAUUAUGAAGGGAAAAUGUUUAUAGUUCAUUUGCUGUUUAGUGAGGAUGCAAGGACAAAGAAAAAGCAUUUGGUAGGGUUCAAAUGUCCUUCUCAAGCUGCAUGUCAUCACCUUUGGAAAUGUGCUGUUGAGCAAAGAUACUUUUUUACGAUGGAAUCAUCUAGUGAAGUACCACAAGUGACGACAAGUGGUGGAAUAUUUUCAAGAGGAUGUAAAUUUCGAUACAGUGGUCGUGUGGAAAAGGAAAUUGUGGAGGACACAAAACAAAUUAAUCGAGAGCAACCUCAAUUCCAAAGGUCACUCACAAGGCCACCCUCAUUUCGCAGCAAACUCUUUGAUGGAUACACCAGUUCACCCUCUACAUCCCCACAUGAUGACCACAUCAUUAAUGAUUACGCCUGGAGAAAUGUCACCGCUGAAACGAUCAAGAACAGUUUUAUUAAAGCUGGAUUCGGAGAAAAAAUGCCAAGGCAAGAGGAAGUGCAAGAAAUUGAAGACUUUGACAUUGAGCUUCAAGAUUCAGAUUGGAUGGAAAUUAAAAGAAGCAUGGAAGUAGACGUUUCAUUUGAAGAUUUUGUAAACGUGGAUGAUUCUGUGGCUACUUGGGGUGUCUUUACGGACGAAGAGAUCAUUAAAGAAGUUCAGGUCAAUUCCGAAGACGACGAUGAUGAAACAGAACCGACAGAAAUUCCCAAAGUCAAUUUAAAAAAAUGCUGA